Molecule: messenger RNA, 1583 nt
Organism: Vicia villosa (hairy vetch)
Lineage: Eukaryota; Viridiplantae; Streptophyta; Magnoliopsida; Fabales; Fabaceae
Product: 2-oxoglutarate-dependent dioxygenase 19-like
Exons: 4
Coding region: 84-1136 (350 amino acids)
Source: RefSeq, a predicted model, not a curated record
GGAUAGGCACUUGUUGUCCACAUACUACGAGUUCCUCCUCACUACCAUAUCCUUUCCAACCAACACUUGAGAGAUACAUCCUCAUGGCUUCAGUUUCUACCAAUAUAUCAAGCAUUAAAGCCUUUGCUGAAUCAAACGGAGCCUCUCCAAUCCCUUCCAAUUACCAUUCCGCUAUAGAAAUUGAUAAUGUUGCAGACCACCUUGCAGCUUCCAUUCCAGUCAUUGAUUUUUCUCUCCUCACUUCAGAUGAUCCUCAAAUCCAUACCAAAGCUGUUGAUGAACUCGGCAAGGCAUGCGCUGAAUGGGGUUUCUUCAUGCUCAUAAAUCAUGGAGUUCCCGAGAGUCUAAUGGAAGAGUUGAUGAAAAAAUCUCGCGAGUUUCAUGAUUUGCCGAUGGAGGAAAAGAAGGAGUUUUGUGAUAACGGUGAGCCUUUUUCACCCAUCAGGCAUGGGACUAGCUUUCAUCCUCCAGCAGAGAAUGUUCAUUAUUGGAGAGAUUUUCUUAAAGUCUUAACGGCUCCCCAGUUCAUUUUUCCUCACAAACCACCAGGUUACAGGGAGGUUGCGUUUGAGUAUAGCCAAAAAAUCACAUGUGUAGCUAGGAAAUUAAUUCAAGGAAUAUCAGAGAGUUUGGGAUUAGAAUCCAAUUGCAUAAUUGAAUCCUCUGAUUUUGAUUCUGGCUUACAAAACCUUGCUGUAAACUUAUACCCUCCAUGUCCACAACCACACCUUGCUCUUGGCAUGCCUUCACAUUCUGAUGUUGGCUUCUUAACCUUUCUCAUUCAAAAUGGAAUUGGAGGACUUCAAGUUAAACAUGAGGGCAAAUGGAUCAAUGUCAAUCCCAUUUCCAAUUGUCUAGUUGUCAAUAUUGGAGACCAACUUGAGGCUGUGAGUAAUGGGAAGUACUCAAGUGUGUUACAUCGUGCAAUUUUGAACAACAAAGACACUAGGGUUAGUGUUGUGGUGGUGAAUGGACCCGCACUAGAUAACGAAAUUGGACCUGUUUCUAAAUUAUUGGAGAAAGAAAAAGAGAAGCCAUUGUUUAAAACUAUCAAGUAUCGUGAUUAUUUUCUUGUUCAGCAGAAGUCACGAUUGUCAGAUGGAAGAGCCUUGGACCAGAUUAGAUAUAGUGCAUAACAAUGAUAUUGUUGGUAUGGUUAUUAGUUUAAAAGGUGAGGUUGUUCUCACAUAUUUAUAUACUUAACGUAAGUUUAUUGAGUGCGCCUAAGAGGGGGUGAAUUAGGACUUUGAAGAUUUAUCCGGUUUUUGAAUACUUGUUGUUCUUAUUUUUCUGGUUUGGUGCAAGAGUUUAGAAAUGUGUUACUUUCUUUUCUGGUUAUGAUUUGUGAAAGCGGUAAAUGCGGAAAAGUAAAGAACACAAUGGUGACUGGUUCCCCUCACAAUCCGAGAGUACUCCAGUCCCCUUUCAACAUGAAAGAGAUUUUACUAUUGUUUGUGACUUACACAAGACACACCAAACACCAAGAACAAUCCUCUUGGAUUUUCACUAAGUACAUUAAGAGAACAAUCCUCCCUUAAUGACUCACUUGUUUCCAACAAUCCUGGACAACAAGAUUUCAACCA